This is a messenger RNA of Aethina tumida (small hive beetle), 1767 nucleotides long. It is a transcript of the gene bbc, whose product is annotated as choline/ethanolaminephosphotransferase 1. Gene Ontology annotation, molecular function: diacylglycerol cholinephosphotransferase activity; ethanolaminephosphotransferase activity. Gene Ontology annotation, cellular component: Golgi apparatus; endoplasmic reticulum membrane. The record is from RefSeq and is a predicted model, not a curated record. Gene Ontology annotation, biological process: phosphatidylethanolamine biosynthetic process. The transcript has 8 exons. The coding region runs from base 189 to 1349 and encodes 386 amino acids. Lineage: Eukaryota; Metazoa; Arthropoda; Insecta; Coleoptera; Nitidulidae.
GUCAUUCGCAGCGGUGUGAAUCGCGCUACGUCUCAUUCCCAGAACAUUUUCGAAAGUCUCUCAAGCGCAGAUUAAUGAUAAUACUUCAAUGAUUUUAGUAACGGUCAUGUAAAUAGUGUUGAGGACCCGCGCAUAGUGCAUUUAAAAUCGGUUGCGUGGAAGUGCGGUUAAGAUUGGGCCCCCUCAAAAUGCGCUUCUAUAAGACCAGACUGCUGACCGAUGGUCAGCUGCAGCGCCUUAAAGACCAUAAGUACUCGUGUCAGAGCAACAGUUUUAUGGACAAGUUAAUGCAACCCUAUUGGAACUGGCUAGUGAAGCAAGUGCCGGAAAGGCUCGCCCCUAACCUAAUCACUGUCGUGGGAUUGAUCAUAAACAUUGUGACGGCUUUGAUAUUGGUCUGGUAUUCACCGGAUGCGAAGGAGGAAGUGCCCCGUUGGGCGUGCGCCCUCGCUGCCUUUGGCCUUUUUGCCUACCAGAGUCUGGACGCCAUAGAUGGUAAACAGGCGAGACGUACCGGCGCCCAAAACUCCCUCGGCGAACUGUUCGAUCAUGGCUGUGAUUCGGUGUCGACCGUUUUCGUCGCCCUGUCCGCCUGCAUCGCCGUCCAACUGGGCAAUUAUCCCGGAUGGAUGUUCUUUCAGUGUUUUUGCGCAAUGACGCUCUUCUACUGCGCUCACUGGCAGACCUACGUGUCCGGGACGCUGCGCUUCGGCAGAGUGGACGUGACGGAGGCUCAGUUUACGAUCAUGUUGAUCCUAAUGAUCUCCGCGAUUUUUGGACCCUCUGUCUGGUCUACAAAGUUUUUUAGCGAUUCGAUAUACAUGUGGUACUCGAUACCGCUAAGCACGUUCGCAGCCGGUUUUUUCUCUCUUUAUUCCUGUUUAGAGGUAAUAUUUACCGGAGGCGUCGGCAAAAAUGGAUCGACCGUCGCCGGUACGAGUGUGUUAUCGCCGGUGAUACCUUUCUCCUUCGUACUGCUUCCGGCGUUUAUCAUUUACCAGAAGUCGCCGCAGCAGGUGUACCAGCAACAUCCGGCUCUAUACAUAUUGACCUUCGGUCUGGUCGCUGCUAGAGUCACCAACAGACUUGUGGUUGCCCACAUGUCGAAAAGUGAGAUGGAAUACUUGGACUGGUCACUCCUAGGCCCUGCACUAUUGUUCCUCAACCAGUACUUUAACAGUUUCAUCCCCGAGUACUAUGUACUGUGGGUCGCCAUGAUUUUGGUGACGAUAGACUUGUUACGAUAUUGCGGUCAGAUUUGUCUGGAAAUCGCCGACUACUUGAGGAUCGACAUUUUCCGGCUGCCGAGCCCAAACAGCAACAAAUACCCGACGGAGAAAAACGACUAGCAUUGGACGUUAAGGUUUUCUAAACUAGGCUCCUUCAUCUGCAUCUGCGAUUUAACGGUCAUAAUAUUUAAACAGAUUAGUUGAAGUUGGCGUCGUUUUUAAUCUGGGCUCAAUUUAGAUGUUUUCCAAUCUUUACAAUAUUGUUUUGGUUCGUACCACUAAAAUGUCGUGUCCUAAUUAAAAAUGGUAUCAAAUUUCUUUCAUUAAUGUAAUGACCAGUAAAAGCAUCCAUUGUCCAUUUAUUGUAAAAUGUGUUUUUCUCAAAUAUCAGUUACAUACCAGUUUAUCAUUUGUGAUUUGUAUGUGUACAUAAUGUGCCCUGGAAUUAAAUGGUUUUGUUGGCAUUAGUGAUGUUAUAAACACGCACAUAAAUAUGUUAACACCAUGUACAGUUUUGACAUAAAAUGUUAUUAUAUAA